Molecule: messenger RNA, 2915 nt
Organism: Antechinus flavipes (yellow-footed antechinus)
Lineage: Eukaryota; Metazoa; Chordata; Mammalia; Dasyuromorphia; Dasyuridae
Gene: DNAJB2
Product: DnaJ heat shock protein family (Hsp40) member B2
Exons: 10
Coding region: 165-1514 (449 amino acids)
Biological process (GO): positive regulation of proteasomal ubiquitin-dependent protein catabolic process; protein refolding
Cellular component (GO): cytosol; endoplasmic reticulum membrane
Molecular function (GO): ATPase activator activity; Hsp70 protein binding
Source: RefSeq, a predicted model, not a curated record
CGGCCCGGAGCCAGCGGUUCUCAGUCUAGUAUUUUCCCUGACUCGGGCGCAUGCUCGGGCCCCUUCACUCAACAAACGCUGGGCCGAGCUACGCAGUUCGGGAGCCAGAGCCGGGAGCGAAGGCAGCCAGUCCUCAUUAGGGACAGAUAGACAGACGGGCUGCUAUGGCAUCCUACUACGAGAUCCUGGGUGUGCCUUCAAAUGCGUCCCCUGAUGACAUCAAGAAGGCUUACAGAAAGAAGGCGCUACAGUGGCAUCCAGACAAGAAUCCUGACAACAAGGAAUUUGCAGAGCAGAAGUUUAAGGAAGUGGCAGAGGCCUAUGAAGUGCUGUCUGAUGAGCGUAAACGGAACCUCUAUGACCGCUAUGGCAAAGAUGGACUGUCUGGGGCUGCAGGUUCAGAAUCUCCAUGGGCUGGAUCUGGUGGAUUCACCUUCACUUUUCGAAACCCUGAAGAAGUCUUCAGGGAAUUUUUUGGGACCCAAGAUCCAUUUGCUGACUUUUUUGAUGACCUAGGCCCUGGUCAGGGCAUGCUGCAUACCAGAGCCUUCUUUGGUUUUGGGUCCCCCUUCUCCGCCCACCCAGCCUUUGCUUCAGCCUUUUCCUUCAGUCCUGGGGCCCAUUCCCUACGUUCUGUGACCACCUCUACAGCCUUUGUUGAUGGCCAUCGAGUUACAACUCGAAGAAUCAGGGAGAAUGGAGAGGAACGGGUGGAGAUUGAGGAGGAUGGGCAGCUGAAGUCAGUCCUUGUCAAUGGAAUCCCUGAUGACCUGGCUCUGGGGCUGGAACUGAGUCGCCGAGAGCAGCUGCAGUUGACCAGACAAUUUCCUGGGCCUCUGCUCAAGCCAUUCCAUGCCGCGGCCCUCUCGGACAGUGAACCUUCCGAUGAAGAUGAGGACAUGCAGCUGGCCAUGGCCUAUAGCCUGUCUGAGAAGGAGGAAGCGGAGAAGAAGAAGGACGCAGGGGUGGAGAAGAAGGAGGCAGCAGCCUCGGAGAAGAAGAAGGAGGCAGUGGUGGAGAAGAAGGAGGCAGCAGCCUCGGAGAAGAAGAAGGAGGCAGUGGUGGAGAAGAAGGAGGCAGCAGCCUCGGAGAAGAAGGAGGCAGCAGCCUCGGAGAAGAAGGAGGCGGUAGCCGUGGAGAAGAAGGAGACGGCAGCCACGGAGAAGAAGGAGGCAGCAUCACUGGAGAAGAAGGAGGCAGCAGCGGAGAGGAAGAAGGAGGCUCCACCUGUAGCUGGACGGGGGGGCACUCAGCAUCAGCACCCGAAUCCUGGGAACCGGGCCUCGAUACCUACAGCUUCAACUGAGAAGAAGGCCACAGGUGGGCGGUUGGCCGGCCAACAACAGAAGAGUCCAGACAACCGGGCAGCCCACGGAGCUGGGAACCGGGCCUCGAUACCUUCAGCUGCAACUGAGAAGAAGGCCACAGGAGGCUGGCGGGCCGGCCAGUGGCAGAAAAAUCCGGAGCCCCGGGCCCAGGAGGAGAAAAAGUCUCCAGGCUUUGGUGCUAAAUGAGGAAGAAGCCGGAAGGGCCGAGGGUCUCCAGGGUAGGUAGGCUAAGAUGGCUAAGGAGUUCCUUCAGUAGCCCCGACACUCUGACCCAGCUCCCCUCCUUUCCUUCUUUUUUGAGCUGUUCCUAUCCCCUGUUGGGCUUUUGGACUGGUUGGAAAAUGGGGGGGGGGGAACCAGGAGAGAGGGGGAUGGUACGGGGUAAGGGACGACCCCCAAGACUUGGCCCAUCUGGGGACUGUGAAUUCCCUCCCCUCCUCGCAACCCCAAGGUUCUAGGGGAGCCCCCGCUUGACUGCUGUGCUCUGCCCCAGGCUGCUUGGCGCUGACCCUUCUUUCCUGUCACCUCUGCCCUGCUCUCUCCCCAGAUGUAUUCUGAACUGGAUGUCCAGGACCCAGAGCCGCCACAAAACUCCUUCAGGAUGUCGCCCUUCCCUGGGUGCAGGGUGGGGGGAUUCCCCUCCAUUCCUCUCCCCCAUCCAUGCUGAGCUCUGAGCCAUGGCCUGGAUGGUGUGCUUCAGGGGCAGGUGGGCGGUGGGUUAGUAGUAGUAGACUUCCCAAGAGGCCGUGUUCGGGAGCCCUUGGAAACUACAUGUCCCACAAUGCUAUGUACCCCUUCAUAGAUUGCCUGGGUGAAACUGUAAGUGGUGUGGGAGCAAUGCAUCUUAGGACAUGCAGUUUCCACCAGUACCAGCCGCAGGCGGCCUCUCUCCCGUCCUGUGACCACUCAGAGGGAUCCUAUCUGGCGUCGUGGAGGCGGAGAGGGGGUGGGGGCUGGGGAGGGGGAGAGCCGGGGGGCUGAGCUCCUCCAGCUCUGUCUCCCCUUCGGACUCCGCCGGAGGGGGGAGGAGGCGUGGAGUCCCUCUGCGUGGGGUGGGGGCGCAGCAGCGGGAGGGGGGGCUCCAGUCAUCCGUGCUGCGAAGGGGCCCGGAGAACAAAGCGGCUCGCAGCCCAGCGCCGUGCCCGGAGGCAGCAGGACCAGCUGACGGAGGAGGCGGAGGAGAAGGCGGAGGCGGAGGCGGCGGCGGCGGGGGAGGGUCCGGGUGGGGCAGGGGUCUCUGCUGGGCGCGGUGCGGAGUUAGGAAUGGGGCGCGGAAUGGGAAACCGGAGCUGGCUCCAACCGGCUGCGAGGGUGAGAUGUGUGGGGACAGCUGAAUGGGGCCGGCAGGAGGGCCGAAGGGCACGUGGCCGCUUGCGCGGACUCCUCCGGCCUGCGACCCUCCUCCCUCCGUGAGGACGCAGCUGGCCCCUCUCCCUAUGGAGCCCCGAGGAGGGGAGGAGGUAGGGGUGAGGAAGCACGAGCGCUCCACCAUGUCGGCUUGGGACGGCCUGCUGGGCCAGUAGGUGUUUAGCGCAUUCAUGAGUGAAACACUGGAAAUCAAUAAACUGAGGAUAUUUGGAGACCCUU